Molecule: messenger RNA, 3533 nt
Organism: Globicephala melas (long-finned pilot whale)
Lineage: Eukaryota; Metazoa; Chordata; Mammalia; Artiodactyla; Delphinidae
Gene: PPP1R18
Product: protein phosphatase 1 regulatory subunit 18
Molecular function (GO): phosphatase binding
Source: RefSeq, a predicted model, not a curated record
CCCCGGCCCCCACGGUAACAAAGGCUGGCCCGGGAAGGCAAAUGCGUGGGGAGGAGCGGCAGGAGAUGGGAAGGGCGGGCCCGGCUCGGAGCAGCUGCCGCUUCCUCCUCAAGUCCCUCGAGGGGCCUGAGUCACGGGCCGCCGCCCUGGGUUGGCGAGCUGGGGGCGGAGGUCUGGACACCUGGGUUAUCCGGGAGCCGGGUGAGAAGCCGUGGGGACAGACGUCGGAGGGCCAGGGCUGGCGGCGGGAAGAGAGGAGACCCGGAGCCGAGUCCCACGCGGGGUCGGAGGGAGCGAGGCUCCGCCCGCUCGCCCGGCUCCGCCCCGCGCCCCCUUCCCUCUCCCCAUUGUCCUCAGACAAAGCGGCCGUCUCCCCCCGCCCGGUCCCCUGGUCUCUGUCUCCGUCCCUCCUCCUUGGCUCCCUCUUUCCGUCCUCCUCUCCCUCCCUCCUCCCCUCCCUCCUGUCUCCGGAUCUCCCUCGAUCCCUCUCUCCUCCUCUUCCUCUCUCCUCCUCUCUCCGGACGUCAGGCUCCUUCGCACCCCCUCCCCUGGGAGCCCCGCGGCGUGUGAGUUGACUGAGGGGCUUCAGCCUUGGGGAGGGGGUGUCUCCACUCCCGUCCCCGCUCCCGUCCCCGGCCCGAACCUUGGGCUGUCUCCUCUUUGUGCCGAGAUUGCCUGUCUGUGCGGUCAGAGCCGGGUGGGGAUGGCCGGCUAUGUCGGGGUUCCGUGAGAGCCAAGACCCGGGCACAGGACUGGCAGGCUCCGGAAAAAAGAGCGUUCCCCACCCUCCCCAAGGGGACCAUGGCCACCAUCCCGGACUGGAAGCUACAGCUGCUAGCCCGGCGCCGGCAGGAGGAGGCAGCCGUUCGUGGCCGGGAGAAGGCAGAGCAGGAGCGGCUGUCCCAGAUGCCAGCCUGGAAGCGGGGGCUUCUGGAGCGCCGCCGGGCCAAGCUUGGUCUGUCUCCCGGGGAGCCUAGCCCUGCGCCUGGGACUACGGAGGCUGGACCUCCAGACCCAGACGAGUCUGCUGUCCUCCUGGAGGCCAUUGGGCCAGUGCACCAGAACCGAUUUAUUCGGCAAGAGCGCCAGCAGCAGCAGCAGCAGCAGCAGCGGAGUGAAGAGCUACUUGCAGAGAGACGGCCUGGGUCUUUAGAGGCCUGGGAGCGGAGACUCAGCCCUGGGGAGAUGCGGGAUCAGAGCCCCAAGGGAAGAGAGUCAAGAGAAGAGCGGCUCAGUCCCAGGGAAGCCAGAGAGAGGAGGCUGGGGAUAGGGGGAGCUCGAGAGUCGAGCCCCAGGCCUUUGGAGGCUCGAGACUGGAGGCAGAGCCCAGGAGAGGCUGGAGACAGGAGCUCCAGACUGUCAGAGGUGAGGAAAUGGAGGCUGAGCCCUGGAGAAACUCCAGAGCGGAGUCUGAGACUGGCAGAGCCUCAAGAACAAAGCCCCAGGAGAAAAGAGGUGGUGGAAAAUAGACUGAGCCCGGUGGAGUCUGACAACCAGAAGUUGGGCCUGACAGAGGCCCAUAAAUGGACGCCUGACUCCAGAGAGUCUCAGGAACAGAGUUGGGUACAACCGGAGGCAUCAGAGUGGAGGCUGAGCUCAGGAGAAGAAAGAAAAGACUGCUCAGAGGAAUGUGGGAGACAAGAAGAGAGGCCAAGUCCAAGGAUGGUCCCAGAAGAGAUUACAGCGUUGUCAGAGACCCUGACAAGGGAGGCUCCAGACAGCAGUUCUGGAGGAGUGGAGGCAGCAGAACAGAGACCCACCCCUGCGGAGGAUGGCGAGAGGGGCUUGAGGCUGACAGAAGGGUGGAAAUGGACCCUGAACUCUGGGAAGGUUCGAGAUUGGACACCCAGGGACACAGAGACUCAAACUCAGAAACCAGACCCUCCAGAGUCUGCCGAGAAGCACCUGAGUCCUCUCGCUGCAGAGGCUGGAGAAGGGGAAGCUGAGAAGGAGGAGGCAGGGGCUCAGGGCAGGCCUCUGAGCACCCUGCAGAACCGCUGCUCUGUGCCCUCCCCCCUCUCACCAGAGGACGCUGGGACUGGAGGCUCUAGACAGCAGGAAGAGGAAGCAGGGGAACUCCGGCCCCCACCAGCAGCCCCUCUGUCUCCCCCACCCCCAGCCCCACCUGCCCCCCAGUCCCCUGGGGAUCCCCUCAUGAGCCGGCUGUUCUAUGGGGUGAAGGCAGGGCCAGGGGUGGGGGCCCCCCGCCGCAGCGGACACACCUUCACAGUCAACCCCCGGCGGUCCGUGCCCCCUGCAGCCCCUGCCACUCCGGCCAGCCCAGCCACAGCUGACGCUGCAGUCGCUGGGGCUGGGAAGAAGCGGUACCCAACUGCCGAGGAGAUCUUGGUUCUGGGGGGCUACCUCCGCCUCGACCGCAGCUGCCUUGUCAAGGGGUCCCCUGAAAGGCACCACAAACAGCUCAAGAUCUCCUUCAGCGAGACAGCCCUGGAGACCACGUACCAAUACCCCUCCGAGAGUUCGGUGCUGGAGGAGCUGGGCCCCGAACCUGAGGCCCCCAGUGCCUCCAGUCCCCCAGCGGCCCAACCCGACGACGAAGAGGAUGAGGAAGAACUGCUACUGCUGCAGCCAGAGCUCCAGGGCGGGCUGCGCACCAAGGCCCUGAUAGUGGAUGAGUCUUGCCGGAGGUGACCCUCUUCCAACACUGGGAUAUACCUCCCUCCUUCCCAGAACUGAAGAUCCUGGAGCCCAGAAGAUUCAGAGCAGACAGACCUUGAACAUGAGCCUGGCAGGGAAGGGCAACCCACAUCUUCCAACUUGCUUUCCUCAUCCUGUUUCUGGGGGCGGAGGCAACCGCACAGUUUCCACCCUCAUCAGACAUGCUGGUGCAUCCUAGGUGAUCCAAGAUCCCCAUCAAGUCCUGGGGAGGAGCACAGAACUCACGGGGCGCAGUGGGGGGGUACGGAUGGAGCACCCUCUCCAUCUCCAUGGGCAGGGUAACUCUCCCCACAGCCUUCCUUGACUCCCCACCCGCCCCCUGAGGCUCUCGGGAUUUAAGUACCCAUGUCCCUGGGAGACCUGGCCCCCACUGCAUUUACAGGCACCUCUCCCUCCUGUUCCUUAGGUCACUGCCCCUUUGUUUACAGCGCCUGCCUCCUUUCUUGACCACAGCCUGGUUUACAAAAUCCCCCAGUUCCCAGCCCCACCUGCCAAAGUCCCGGGUUUACAAGCCACGUCUACUUGUGUGUCCACAAAGAAUCCUCUCCCCUGUCCCCUGAAGUCACCUCAUUGGGGUGACCUGGGGGUAUGGCUUCCUCCACCUUUGCUCAGUAUUACUGUCUCAGUUUUCCCCAAGAGGGAAGGCUGGGAACCUUAACUCUGUAUCCCCCUCUAGUUAUUUAAUUCUGUUCCUCCUAGUGGUUCACAAUUGAACUGAAUUGCGAGGGUGUGGGGUGAGUAAUGAGGCGCCUCAACUUUCUUCCCCCAAUUCUCCUUCCUUCUCCAUUGCCUGGUUUUUUUGGUUUUGUUUGUCUUUUUUUAACUUUCCAUAAUAAAGUGGAGCUCUCUCCGAC